Microcebus murinus (gray mouse lemur) is the source of this 4569-nucleotide messenger RNA. NCBI's taxonomy places the organism in Eukaryota, Metazoa, Chordata, Mammalia, Primates, Cheirogaleidae. The record is from RefSeq and is a predicted model, not a curated record.
ACUCAAUAGGCCCAAAGGACACGCCCAGGGCUCAGUUGCUUGAGGUCAGUAGUGCGAUUCAGAAGAUGGAGAACCAUCUCUCUCUUCUGAAAAGCAUUAGCGCCACAUGGCUGAGCUCCAGAUCCACUGCCUGGGUGAUGGAUAUUAUCCUGGGCCUUCUGUGCGGACUGGGGCUCUUCCUCCUCUUAUUCCCCUGCCUCCAGAAUAAUCCACCCUCACCACCACCUGGGCAGAAAAGAAAUAUCAGGAAGCAUUCCGUGGGGAGGAGGGAGAGGCCCAGGAGCAGGAAGAACUGCUGUGCUCUUAAAGCUUGUAGAGAUUGCCUGAGGGAACUGGAGGGGGCUCGAGACCUGACUUCACUUCUGCAGAGCCACCUGGGGAAGCUCCCUGACAAUGGGGGCUUUCAACAGCUCUCAUGUCCAGACCCCCCAGGGGAGGUGUGUACAUCAGCGCCUGCCAGAGCCCACCAGCCUUGUGGGGAGCAUGUGGAAGAUGCUUCUCCCACCACCUCAUCCCCAUUGGCUUCCCCAGCUCCCAUGGCCAAACACCCUCUGCCUCUGGCCUCCACCCUGUCAGUAGAACCUCAAGGAGACCAGUGUGACUCGAAGAGCGUCCCCCUGGGCACUGUCCCAGACAGCUCACCUCCAGGUUACUCUUGUUUGGCACCUCCUGUUUUGGCCACUUCAGGCCUUGAAUGCAUCAUUUUGUUCCUCUCCUGGUGGUGGGCGACUGCCAAAGCCCUGUUCCUCGCCAUCUCACACCACAGAAAAUCCCAGCAGGAGCCAUUUUUCCACCAUCCACCAGAGGCUUCAUUCUGGGGAGACCCCACACUCAGGCAGACAAAGGCUGGUGGCCCUCCUUUCCUCCACCCAAACGUCAGGAAGCUCCUGGAGAUGCUCAUCACCAAGAGAGCAGAGCUGAAGCUGUGGGAGGAGAAAGAAAAGGAAGGGUCAUUUCUGAAACAAAUGAGCCCAGACAACCCCCAGGGUUCUCUGGGGAAUAUGUUAAAAUCACCAAGUGGGGAGCAGGAUACCAUAAGCCCACACCCUUUCUGGAACAUGAGAGACAAAGCACAGCAGCUGCCUGGUCCUCAGCAGCUCCCCCAUCCCAAGGCCGUGGGGGACAAUUUACAGCAGAAAUGCAGCCAGCUGUUCUGGGGCCUCCCCUCUCUGCACAGCGAGUCCCUGGUGGCUACUGCCUGGGUUUCUAGGAAGUCUUCCUCAAAACCACAUCUCUCUGUUUCAUUCAAUUCAGCUCGCACUUGGGCUGAAGCACCUUCACAGGCUCCUCAGGCCCAGCCCCAGCCCUGGCCACACCACAUGGCCCAGCCCCAGCCCUGGCCCCACCACGUGGCCCAGCCCCAGCCCUGGCCCCACCACGUGGCCCAGCCCCAGCCCUGGCCGCACCACGUGGCCCAGCCCCAGCCCUGGCCGCACCACGUGGCCCAGCCCCAGUCCUGGCCCCACCACGUGGCCCAACCCCAGCCUUUGACUCAAACCUUGCCCCAGCCCCAGCCCCAGCCCCAGCCCCAGCCCCAACCCCCACCUCUGGAGGAGGUCCAUGCCCAGGCCUAUCCCCCACACUCUCCCCCAGACAUACCAUAUUUCUUUCCACCCCAUGGUAAAGAGGAUCUUACAGAGGGCUAUAGAACAACAUGUCCUACAUCCCAGAGGAAGGCAGAAUUCCUCAUCCCAACUGAAAGUGACCAUCUGGAAUGGCCCUUGCAGAAGCAACUGAGAUGGAAGAAGAUUUUACCCUCUCUGCUCAAAACUGCUCAGGAAGCCUUUAGCCAACCCACCUCUGACCUUCCUCAGGAUAGCCAGGCCUCCCAGAGCCACACAUCAGCCUCCACCCUUCCUGGGGCUUUCAUUAGCCCUGAGCACCAGGAGCAGCAGGAGCAACAUACUCCGAGGAGUUUUGGCCCAGGUGAACACCAGUCAGGCCCUCCUUGGAGAGCCCAAGCAUCUGAGGAACUGAUGCAACCUCAGGGUGAAUUCCCAGAGAGGGGUCACUUCCAGCCUCAUGUGUUUGUAGCAGAUGAAAGAAGCAAGAAUGUACAGAAGAUGGGGUCCAGAUGGUCUGAAAGAUUCCCUUGGAAAGGCCCCAGGAGGGUCAAAGAAGACAAGCAUCCAAGCGGGGACCUAAGGCAAGAUCUGGAGAGGGGCCCAAAAGAUCCAUGCACAGGUUCAAUAAACACCUCAGUGAAGGUUCUAGAGGAUGAGGAGUCAGAUGCUGACUGGAUUAGGCUCCAGAAGUAUAAAUCAGGAAAUUACCUACUCAGGGGCCAAGGGAAGCAGCCUGUUGAAAAAUUCCUGAAUCUCCAUUUGGACCGGAAGCUGGAGGAGAUCAAUGCGGGCAUGAUCCCUGUGCAAGCGCGUCAGUCCUGGCGUACUGCCAGCCGUGCUAUUCCUGAGUCUGGCACCCAAAAAAAGCCCAGAAAUCUAGCACCCUGGUUAGGUCAGAAAUGCCAUGUGAACACCUCCCAGGAGCUUUUCUUCCUUGAUCCAUGCACUCAACAGAUACUAGAAGCACAUAUUAAAAGGUUUCGGGUGAGGCAUAGGUGGGAUUCAAACCUCCAGCUCCUGAAGCCCAUAAAUCUCAAGGCUCAAUCCCCACCUUUUGCACACUCCACCCUUCCCUCCUGGGAGAUUGGUGAAUUUGGGGAUGACUCCAUUGCCGAGGUUGCCAAUUUCCUAGGAGAACAUCAUUGGAAAGGCCCAGGAGAGAAGGUGAUAACAAGAAAACAGUCAAUCCUCACUCUGACUGGUUUUCUCUCUGCCCCCUCUCCUGUGAGUCAGGACAUCCAAAGAGACCUGCGAGGCAUCCAGUCUGGGGAAAACCGUGAGCACUCAGAGGCCCCUCCGACUGGACAGGAGGGCAGGUGGUCUUCUCAGUCCCUCACAUGCAGCCUUGAGAGUAGAACGUGGCAGAGCACUACCUUCCUGGGGGCCAGAACAGGCCGCCCAGAGCUUAGUCCAAGUCCAGCAAUGGCCAGGCAUGAGCCAUGGGAGGAGAAGGAGAGUGUGGCCUCAGGAGACCCCUGCAGUAGCACAGCAAUGCUGGAGCUCAGAGGAAAGUCCCUGUCUUCAGGGGUUGAGGAGUCCAUGGAGCCAGUGGAGGCUGAGAAGGAGAAGACCCCUGGUUGGAAAGUCACCUUUGGAGCCAGUAUGAUGGCAAACUCCCAAACUGCUGUGAAUCUCAGUUCAGGGUUUCUGGGGACCAGUAAAAUCUCCCCACUCUCUAGAAUUUCUGGUACCGAGGAUCCAGGAGAGCUACACAUGAAAGCAAAGGUUGUGAGUAAAUUUGAGUUUAAAGUGGAGGUAGAGACAGAGAACCAGCUUCAAGGCCCUGCCACUGGUGUCCUCCUCCAAGACUGUGGCACUGGCCUUUGCUUUCGAGGCCAUCACACCAACAUUCCCCCCCCCACAGACAUGUUGUCUCCCCAGGCCUCUCUGUCCAAUUCCCAGGCCUUUCUGUCUGAUUCCCAGGCCUGCCUCUCCGAUUCCCAGGCCCAUCUGUCGGAUUCCCAGGCCUCUCUGUCUGGUUCCCAGAGAAUGUCCAGUAAGGACACGUCAGUUUCUCAGGGGCUUCGGGACCCCACAUGGAAGGAAGGCAGCAGCCAGGGGCAGCAGGAACCCAGGAGCCCAAAAGGCGAGGCCCUGCGGAAGAGUCAGAGCAACAUGUUUGGCCCCACCGACGAGAGAGAGCUCCAUAGGAUGCCUAAACCAAGGGAGCAGAAACAAAGGUUUGUAGGACCAAGGACCUUCCAAGCCAGUGGGAUGAGCCACCCUGCCCAGGUCAGGGAAACAGGAAAAACUCUUGGGAGCAAAUACUCUCAGUUCCUGGGAAGGAGGGUACAGGCACCUGGGGAAAGCCGCCCCAGGAAAAUGAUCAGUCAUGGCCUGUGGUGUCUUGACCCCAGUGAAAAAGGCAGAGGACAGGAAGAUGCCCUACAGAAAGGCAAGCAUGCAUCUGCUGCAGCCUGGAGCCCGCGGCCAACCGCAAGAGUACUAUCCAGCAGUGCUCCUGAAGUCCGAGCAAUUGUUAAACUUGUUGGACAGAUCCUAGUGGACAAAUUGGGGCUUCGGAAAGGACGUGGUCCCUCUGAGUUCAAUUACCCCUUGAAGGAUCUCCAGGCCCCGGUGGAUGGGAAUUCCUGCUACCCCACGGGCCCCUACCACCCAGAACAAAGGAGAGAAAUGACAGAUAAGGCUUGCAGCCACCUCACCACCCCCACACCACCACAGCCAUCCUGUCAAGAACAAGUAGGUCCAACACAGGGACAGCAGGGCCUCCCAGCCCAAGGAGCCUGUGGCCCCAGUGAGUCCCUGCCAGCAUAGGCAAGGGUGGCAAGAGCCUCAGACCACUUUCACUAUUAGCCAACAUGCUUGUCUGGUUGACCAGAUCAUGCUUCUUAUGCCUUCCCUGGUGGGAAAAGUUUUCUAGAAAACAAUUGGGGAUAUGCAGAGAAAACCUGUUUUGUCUCACAUUAGCACUUCUCCUAUAUGCUAAUAGCUUCUUCCUACCAAGACAUGCAAUGCUUCCUAAUAGAUGUGUUUUUCCUCAUCA